ACUGAUUAGAGCUUGUAUUCUAUAUGAAGUAAUUUUGAAAUUAAGUUGUUUUUAACGUCAGCAUUGUUAUUGAGGCAAAUUGCAUUCAGCGAGAACAAUCGUUGCCCAUUUUAACUUAACACACAAAUACGAUUGUAAAUUCCAGAAAUUAGUUCUGACCGUUAAAGUUGGAAUAUCGAUGCGUUAUCGAUCGAAAAGAUGUCGAGUUAGCUGUCGUCAGCUAUCGUGGAGUGAUGGAUAUUCGUGCAUGAUUUCGCGUUAUUCUCCGGAAUUCAGGCAUCGUUCAGCACGUAUUUUGUAUGACGAUUAAUUAAUAAUCCGGCACAAUAAUCAAUAAUGUGUACAUUCAGAUUUUACUUUAGAUCGAUUUUAGUCGUGUAUCAAACAUUUCCUAGAGAUUGUGUGAUGUAAAAAUGUCAGUAUCUAUUGUUUGCCUUCGUUACUCACAAAAGAAUGACGGUCGCUGAUCGAUAGCUGCUCUUUAUUAACGCACUUAGCGGCAGAAAGGUGCACAAUAUUUGUUGGGACACACACGAUCGUAUCAGGAUGUCUGCUACCAGCCGAAUAAAGCAUCGCAAAUUUUCUGAUCAGCGCAUUCAAAUGCAACAGUUGUUACCAGCCAAGUUUCCAAGACAGAGCAAGGAAUACAACAUGCCAGAUUGUCUGAAUUCCAUCAUUCCAUACACCACUCUAAGGAUGCACAAUACCACUGAAAUGUCAAACGAAGAGUGUGCCAGUGCGAUUGCCAGUCACCUGCAGGCCAGCAACCGGUUCAUGCAGGACGAUCCUGCGUCAGAGCGAUUCAGAAUGGAAACGUUCAAGGCAAUGCCGUACUGUCUCACUGUAAAAAGAUCUGUCAAGUCACAAUUGUUAGCGACUGUCACUCGAGACACAACGAAGAAGUCAAUCAGUUACUGGAAGUGGCUCAAGUAUAACAUCAGCCUGAAGUUCACGAAGAUGCGAAUGGCUCUGCGGAACUCCUUAUCAACAUGUGAACUGUGGCAGCGGACAAUACAAAGCAUCGAGAGUCACAGUGGAAGCGGUGUAGCAACAUACUUCAAGUUUCUCAGAUGGCUGCUCCUUCUCAAUAUAAUUUCUUGCAUUUUGAGUAUAUCUUUUAUUGUCAUUCCACAAUCACUGGACCAAACACACGUUCCGAAUAACAUUCAGAUAUUGGACUUUUUAACAGGCAGUGGUUUUUUCUCCCACACAAUAAUGUAUUACGGCUUUUAUUCCAACGGCACAAUAGACACUUCAUUUGGAACCAAAUACAGCAUUCCGUUCGCUUACUUUCUAACGCUGCUUCUGUGCUACGUAGUCACAUUUAUUAUACUUUCUGUCAAAGUUAUAACUUCGUAUAGAAAGUCGUACGUUGAAUUGCGCGGCAAAGCACACGAUUUGUACAGUAACAAGAUAUUUUGCGGAUGUGACUUCAGCAUAUCCUCACCGAAAACCGCAACUUUGCAAUCGGCGUCCAUUUACAAGGAGCUGGAAGAGCUGUUGGCGGAAAUGAGACAACGUACCAGUCUCAACUGGCUCGCCAGGUGUUCAUUGAUUAUCGGGCAACUUGCUGUGACGAUUAUUGUUUUACUUAUGAUUUGUUCUAUUGGUGCGCUCGUCUGGGUGCUGUUAGACCAUCACGACAUGCAAGCGUCUGGAACCAUCUCGGCGAUGAUUGUACCGAUUGUCAUUACUGUUAUCAUUCAUAUUUUUCCAGCGAUUAUUUCUUACUUAGCGUUGCUAGAACGUUACAACAAUAAACGUACGGAGCUCUACGUGACGGUCGUCAGAAAUCACGCGGUUGCCGCAACGAUCCUCGGAACGUUGUUCGCCUUCUGGAUAAUCCACAGCACGUCGCACUGCUGGCAAACGGACUUGGGAGAAGAGAUCUACCGACUGAUCGUGCUGGACUUUAUCGCUUCCGUACUCGGAGCGUGUCUGCAAUUCGCCCGCUUUAUGCUGUACAAGAGGCUCUCGACGAGGGUUGGCAGGCCGGAAUUCGAUAUCGCUCGCAGCACUCUGAAUCUCAUAUACAAUCAGACCCUCUUCUGGAUGGGCUUCUACUUCAGUCCGCUGAUGUCCCUCAUAAUCGUGGUAAAACUGACCUUCACGUUUUACGUGAAGAAGUACCAGCUAAGGAAGUGUUACCAGCAGCCGUCGCAACCGUGGCGCGCGGCACAGACGCAAACGCUGUUCCUGGCGCUCGCGUUUCUCGGCAUGAUCGGCGUGCUGUUGACGAUAGGAUACGUCCUCACGAACGUGGAGAGCAAUGACUGCGGCCCGUUCAGGGACCACGUUCACACUUGGGAUUUCAUCGUCGACGGGAUAUUAUUCUUGAAGAGAGACAGCGCGUUCUGGAACGUUGUCACGGAACUCGCGAGACCGGUAACCGGUGCCGCGAUAUUAGUCGGCAUGUGCAUCGCGGUCUAUUGUUUGCGAGCAAAGGCGGAAGCGAGCAAGGAAAUGCUGCAAAUUCUAUCCGACAUGCUCCUUAUGCAGUCGCAGGAUAAGCAAUUUCUCAUGAAGAGCCUCGCCAAACUUGCUGACGAACAUGCGGCCGCUGGUAAUACGACCAGUCUUGCCGAACAUAGUGAGCUCAUUGAUAGGAAUAGUGAAAAUGAGGUUUCACUUUCCCGUCGACGUAAUUUACCAUCGACCAGUUUUGAAGAAGAGAGAUAAUCUCGGAUAAAAAUAAAUGCGCCGACGAUUUUGUGAUAAAUGGUGCCAAACUGUUCGAAAUCGAUGUGACAUAUUAUAAAUAUUAAGAUUCGAGUAUUUUAUUAUCUCUGUGCGAUUUGCCAUAAUCUGAGCACAUAAGACUUAUCAAUACGAUAAAGUAAUUUUAAUAUAAGAAUUCAUGAAAAAAAA
Molecule: messenger RNA, 2868 nt
Organism: Ooceraea biroi (clonal raider ant)
Lineage: Eukaryota; Metazoa; Arthropoda; Insecta; Hymenoptera; Formicidae
Product: transmembrane channel-like protein 5
Cellular component (GO): plasma membrane
Molecular function (GO): mechanosensitive monoatomic ion channel activity
Source: RefSeq, a predicted model, not a curated record